ACGACGGCAGUUUGGUUUCAUUCGCCGGCUGCAACGGUUCAUUGUUGUUGAGAUUAAAACAAGUGUCAACACCAAGAAAACUUAGGUUAACACAACGGCAACAUUAUUGUCAGUCGUUUGUCGAAAUAGAAGUGUCAGCCUUUGGUUAAAAAAGAACAAUCUAUUCAACUCAUCAGUUAAAGCAACAACAACACGAAUCGUUGUCAAUAUGUCGUAUCACAAGCCAGAAGCUAAAACUGUUCAGGAUUUGAAAGAUGUUGCGCAUAAAUUGCGUAUUCAUUCCAUUAACGCCACGGAGGCCUCCAAAUCUGGACAUCCAACAUCAUGCAGCUCUUUGGCGGAGAUCAUGUCUGUGCUGUUCUUUCAGCAGAUGCGUUUGAACUUGAAGCAUCCACGUGAUCCAUCCAGCGAUCGUUUGAUCUUGUCCAAGGGACACGCUGCCCCCAUUCUAUACGCCGCCUGGGCGGAGGCUGGCCUCUUUCCGGUGGAGGAGCUGAAGAAUUUGCGCAAGAUCGAUAGCGAUCUGGAGGGUCAUCCAACGCCGCGUCUGAAUUUCAUUGAUGUGGGCACUGGAUCUUUGGGUCAGGGCGUGGCUGUAGGCGCUGGCAUGGCCUAUGUGGGCAAGAACUUUGAUAAGGCCGACUAUCGCACCUAUGUGGUGGUAGGAGAUGGUGAAUCCGCCGAGGGAUCUGUGUGGGAAUCGCUCCACUUUGCCGGACACUAUGGACUGGACAAUCUGUGCGUGAUCUUCGAUGUUAAUCGUCUGGGACAGUCGGAAGCCACUUCGCUGCAGCACAAGAUGGACGUGUAUCGGGAUCGUCUGGAGGCCUUUGGCUUCAAUGCGCUCGUUGUCGAUGGACAUGACAUCGAGGAGCUGUGCAAGGCACUCCACUGUGCGGAGAGCACAAAGAACAAGCCCACGGCCAUCAUCGCCAAGACGCUGAAGGGCAAGGACUUUCCCCAGAUCGAGGAUAAGGAUAACUGGCAUGGCAAGCCACUUGGCGAUAAGGCAGCCACCGUGAUCAAGCAUCUGGAGGGAUUAAUUGUCAGCCAGAAUGUGAAGAUGACACCUAAGAAGCUUUGCAAAAUGGCCAUGGCACCCGAGGUGGACAUUAACAAUGUGAAGCUCUGCUCCCCGCCCAACUACAAGCUGGGAGAUCAAGUGGCCACCCGCUUGGCGUAUGGUACGGCUCUGGCCAAGAUUGGUGCCGAUAAUGAUCGUGUGAUUGCCCUCGAUGGCGAUACAAAGAACUCGACAUAUUCGGACAAGUUGCGCAACGCUUACCCAGAGCGUUAUAUUGAAUGCUUCAUUGCCGAACAGAAUCUGGUGGGCGUGGCCAUUGGCGCCGCCUGUCGUCGUCGCACGGUGGCCUUUGUCUCGACAUUUGCGACGUUCUUUACGCGUGCCUUCGAUCAGAUCCGCAUGGGUGCGAUUUCCCAGACGAACGUCAACUUUGUAGGAUCUCAUUGCGGUUGCAGCAUUGGCGAGGAUGGUCCCUCCCAGAUGGGUCUAGAGGAUAUCUCCAUGUUCCGCACUAUUCCCGGCAGCACCAUCUUCUAUCCCUCGGAUGCGGUGAGCACGGAACGUGCUGUCGAACUGGCGGCCAAUACCAAGGGCGUCUGUUUCAUUCGCACCUCGCGUCCAAACACUGCUGUCAUCUACAACAACGAUGAGCAGUUUACCGUUGGACGUGGCAAGAUUGUGCGACAGAAGCCAUCCGAUGAGGUGCUCCUCAUUGGAGCCGGUAUUACGCUUUACGAGUGCCUGUCCGCCGCCGAGCAGCUGGAGAAGGAGUGCGUCACGGCCCGUGUCAUUGAUCCCUUCACGGUGAAGCCUCUGGAUGUCGACCUGAUUCUGGAGCAGGGCAAACAGUGCGGCGGACGUAUCGUUGUUGUCGAGGAUCAUUACCAGCAAGGUGGACUUGGUGAGGCUGUGCUUAGCGCUUUGGCCGAGCAUCGCAAUUUUGUGGUGAAGCAUCUGUUUGUGCCCACUGUACCCCGUUCUGGACCACCCGCUGUCCUCAUCGACAUGUUUGGCAUCUCGGCUCGCAACAUUGUCUGUGCCGUCAAUAGCAUCCUCAAGAAGUAGAUGAUGACAACGUUCCUUGCACUACACCACAAUAUAGUACCAAUAUAUUGUCCAUUCCCUCAUUUGUUUAAUAACUACUUUUUGUUAUAUUUCGAAUAAUAAAAACAACUCCAUUUCGAUACAGGUA
This is a messenger RNA of Drosophila innubila, 2216 nucleotides long. Its product is annotated as transketolase-like protein 2. Lineage: Eukaryota; Metazoa; Arthropoda; Insecta; Diptera; Drosophilidae. The record is from RefSeq and is a predicted model, not a curated record. Bases 209 to 2089 code for a protein of 626 amino acids. The transcript is spliced from 3 exons. Gene Ontology annotation, molecular function: transketolase activity; thiamine pyrophosphate binding.